AUGGCAGACGGAUAUGUGUUCGAACGGGUGAGCAAACAGUCCAGGACGCGAUGUGCUGUCACUCUAUGGAAGGGGGGGGGGGGGGGGGGGGGGGGGGGGGGGGGGGGGGGGGGGGGUUGUCAUGAUAGCUUGAAAGUGGAGAACACCGGAAUAAUUCUAAAGAGUUCAGGAAGAUUCAAGCAGAUGUAUUUCAAGAACUUAAACAUCUUGUCAGGCAAAGAAAAAUCUCCAAAAAAUAGAGAGACUGCAAGUACAAGAAACCAGUUCAGAGGAGCGUUUGUCACCUGUCCGCAUGUCAAAGAAGAGAAGGCUAUGUACCAUGAGGAAAAUUUUGAUUGUGUGGCUUCAGUUGUGAGGGAGGCAAAUGGAUUCAUUCCCAGUUAUACUGCAGCGCCUACCAUGGAAGAGAUAAUUUCAUGUCUUCGUGGAAUUAGCUUGCAACCCAUAACAGAUGCAGUUUCCGAGGUUCGUGCAGCACUAAGACGGAAGUGCAAAAAUGAGCAGUUCUGCCAAAAGAAGGAAUGA
Messenger RNA from Knipowitschia caucasica, 525 nucleotides. The record is from the annotation of a GenBank genome assembly. Lineage: Eukaryota; Metazoa; Chordata; Actinopteri; Gobiiformes; Gobiidae.